CUCUCUUCCUAAACCCUCUAUUUAUUCCCCUCUUUUUUCCUCAACUCAACUCAAUUCAAUUCCCCUUCUUUCUCUCUCCUCUAAACCCUCCAUUUCUCCCUCUUCAACAUGAAAAUGGCAUUUGGUACUAUUUUCUUAGUGGGGUUGCUCUUAUUUUUCUCAAUUGCUGAUGCUUAUCGUGGCGGAGGUGGUUGGAUUAACGCUCAUGCCACUUUUUACGGUGGCGGUGACGCUUCCGGCACCAUGGGUGGAGCGUGUGGGUAUGGAAAUUUAUACAGUCAAGGGUAUGGAACUAAUACAGCAGCACUAAGCACAGCAUUAUUCAACAAUGGAUUAGCGUGUGGUUCGUGUUACCAAAUUAUGUGUGUUAAUGACCCUAAAUGGUGUCUAAGAGGCUCAAUUACCGUUACUGCUACUAAUUUCUGCCCUCCUGGUGGAUGGUGUGACCCUCCUAAUCACCACUUUGAUCUCUCUCAGCCUAUUUUCCAACACAUUGCUCAAUAUCGAGCCGGUAUCGUCCCUGUUGCGUAUCGCAGGGUGCCUUGCCGGAGAAGGGGAGGUAUAAGGUUCACAAUCAACGGGCACUCGUACUUCAACUUGGUGUUAGUAACCAAUGUCGGUGGUGCCGGGGAUGUACAUGCAGUUGCAAUUAAAGGGUCAAGAACACGUUGGCAACCAAUGUCAAGAAAUUGGGGGCAGAAUUGGCAAAGCAACAAUUAUCUCAACGGGCAGGCUCUCUCAUUCAAGGUCACCACCAGUGAUGGUCGUAGUGUUGUUUCCUUUAACGUUGCCCCUCCUAAUUGGUCUUUCGGGCAGACCUAUUCGGGUGCCCAAUUCCGCUGAGGGCCGAAAAUUUUACGUAAAAUGACAUUUAUGUCCUUUUGCGUGUGGUCUUGAUUGAACCUUAAGUAUAUAUACGGACUACGGAGUACUUUUUAUAUAGUUUUAAUUAGGGUUUAUUUACUAAGGUCAGUAUUUUAAUUUUAACUGACCUAAAUAUUUUCUACAGUACUUUUUUUAAUGGGGUUAAAAUGGGAAAUUGAAGCUUAUUUUAUGAGGCUUCUUUCUUAAACUACCCCUGUUUUUUUAGGGUACCCCUUUAUUUUGAGAGUGACUUUUGUAACUGUUAAGAUUUGUGGAAUAUUUCCUCCACAGGCUGUGGUGGAUUUUUACCGCCCGCCUUCUAGUAUUUUGUCUUUUUUUUCUUCUUCUAAGUAAGAAGUAGGGUUUAUUGUCCUUUGAAAAUUGAUGUGUGUAUGAAGUGUGAUUAUUGGAGUUCUAAAUGUUAUUUAUGCGAUUGUUGGACUCUAUAAGUGUAAAUUUAAGCUAUUUUCAGUUCUAAUGAGAAUUGUGUUACUACGACCUGUAUAACAAAUUAAACUUUGUUUUAUUA
This is a messenger RNA of Chenopodium quinoa (quinoa), 1393 nucleotides long. Its product is annotated as expansin-A10-like. Gene Ontology annotation, biological process: plant-type cell wall organization. The coding region runs from base 109 to 843 and encodes 244 amino acids. The record is from RefSeq and is a predicted model, not a curated record. Gene Ontology annotation, cellular component: extracellular region. Lineage: Eukaryota; Viridiplantae; Streptophyta; Magnoliopsida; Caryophyllales; Amaranthaceae. The transcript is spliced from 4 exons.